CUCAACUCUAAAAGCUCUGUUAACACCUUCAAUUGUGUCUUCUAUGUGUAUACCACCGCUUUUUCAUCCUGAGAUAUAUGUAUUCUUUUUGUCUGUUUAUUUUUUUCAGUUAUACAUCUGACGCGUAUCAGAAACUUCAUCAUUAGCCUGAGUUUUUACUCAGGGCCUGGCAGGAGAAACUCUCACUUGGACAGUUGCGUCCUUACACACAGCCCCUCUGGAGAAUGUCAGUUUACCUGGAGUACAGUGCAUGUCUGCAAAAAGCUCUUUUGUUCCUGCUUUUCUAUUGAAAAUAUUUUUGGGUGAAAAGCACAUGAAACAAUAAAGAACUUUAGAAUCGUGUAAGACAUUUAAAUUGUAAGAAAGAGGUUUCCAUUUGAGCUUAAGACAAAAAACAUUUAAUUAACAAUUUUUCAUCUAUGAGUUUGAGAAAAAACUCCCAGGUGAGAUUUGUUUGUCAUAAUCUUGCACAUAAAGACUGUGUUUGGGUGGACUGAUAAAAUGUUUCCACUUGCGUUCAGAUGAUAAUGGUGAAAGCCAGGAGUGAAGACCCUGAUGCAAUUUCACGGCAGAGAGGCUUUUUCUCAGAAGUGAAAGUGAAACUACUUAAAGCUGCAGUCUAUUUAAAACAUUGGUAUGCCUGUGUAACCUGAUCCUGAGUGGGCUGUUCUUUACACAUUGACAUAUAAAGCCCACCCUGAACUAACUUUUUCUUUUCUAUUUGUUCAUUUUUUAAUUCCUAUUCUCCCUCAACAACUUCACAAUGUCUGAUAGAGACGUUUUAUUGGAGGCAAUUUCCCUCCUCUGCAAUGCCAGUGUCACAUCUCUUCAAGGUUCAAAACUUGUGGCUGGAUCAAGCUCAAAUUUCGCCAUCAAUGGCUUCAUAUCUGCUCUCAUGGGAAGGUCUCCUCUCCGAUCAGCGUUGAGAGAGAUGGUUAUUGAUGAGGAAGAAUUCUUCGAUCCUAAGUUUGACUUUGAUUUCACUGAUUUGAAAGACACAGAGAAGUAUUACAGAGGAGGGGAGGUGUAUGAGCGCCCCUGUGGCUGGAAACGUUACGCUCUUAAGGUGCUGGAUAAAUACCCGGAUGGAAACGCCUGGCUGGGAGAGCGAGGCUUCUGCACCACCACAGACUCAAAGGCAGGAGAGUGGCCCGUGUCCUACCAUGGGACAUCAAAGAUCGGCGCUCAAGGCAUCAUCAUAUCACAAUUCAAGGCAGGCCCAGGUCAGGUGUACGGCAGGGGGAUUUAUUCUACACCAUACAUAUCUGAGGCGUUACCCUACACCAAAUCCUUCAUCUCCGUCUCAACGGGCAAGAAUUACCAAGUGGUUCUGCAGAAUCGAGUCAACCCCCAGUACAGAGAGAAGCACAACAACAGUUUGUAUUGGCUGGUUCCAAUCAGGGACGGGUUGUCUGAGAGACAGGAGGAGGAGAUUGUGGAAAAAGCCAUCCGCCCGUAUGCACUCCUGCUUAAACAACUGUGACAGGGAAAAAGAUUGUGAUGUAAAUCUGACAUCACUCUUUUUUUAUUGCUUUGUUCAACUGCCAAAAUGUCUGCUGCUUGUUUGUCAAUCAAACCAUAAAUGCAUGUGCUGAUUACUUUUUA
Molecule: messenger RNA, 1605 nt
Organism: Hippoglossus stenolepis (Pacific halibut)
Lineage: Eukaryota; Metazoa; Chordata; Actinopteri; Pleuronectiformes; Pleuronectidae
Exons: 4
Coding region: 764-1483 (239 amino acids)
Source: RefSeq, a predicted model, not a curated record